Fomitopsis serialis is the source of this 2199-nucleotide messenger RNA. RefSeq lists its product as uncharacterized. The transcript has 9 exons. Bases 1 to 2199 code for a protein of 732 amino acids. The record is from RefSeq and is a predicted model, not a curated record. NCBI's taxonomy places the organism in Eukaryota, Fungi, Basidiomycota, Agaricomycetes, Polyporales, Fomitopsidaceae.
AUGGCUCCCGCGGAUCUGGCUGUCCGGCGCGCUUCUCACGAGACUCAUGCACUCUGCGCCCAAAGUACGUACCCUUACUGGUGCUCGCUCCUUGUACCUCCCAGGAAUUGCCGUGCUACGUUGCGUGGAACUGCUGGUGCAUCGUCAACUGGCGGUCCUGGUAGUAUUGGCGCAGGGUAUUCCUGUGAGUUCUCCAGCAGCCAGAGUCCUCUAGGCACGUUCAGCGACCUCACCAUCAACGACUGGUCCCCCUUGCCGGACAGUCCCCCCUUCAAGGACAAGCUCUCAUCUGGCCUGUCCCGGACGAAGCCCACCUGGGACUUCAGGAACUUAGCCCCGCCGUCCUCUCCCCCCACCAGUAUUGACGAGGAGGACGACAUCGACACUGUGCGGCACUGGCCCUUCGCUAGACGUAUCUUCGGCGACCUCUUGGACGACAGGUAUUUCCCUGCGUUGUCUGACGUUCUAAUAGAGACUCCUAAUUUCGAGCCGGAAGAUUGGGCACUUCUCCAGGCCAAUCUGCAAGACAGGCCUCUCAUUUUGCGUCAUUUCUGGUUCCGUUACGAUCGAGCGAUGAAGCGUGUAAUAUCCGGUUCGGCCAGCAGCCUGCAUCAACACGUCGCCACGGGUUGCGCGCAAAACAUCGCGCAACAGACCAUCAUGCCUGUCACCCAGAAGUUUCCCGUGGAUGGCAUGAUGGUGACGCAGAACGGCGCGAAGAUGCUGGUCCAAAAGGACCACAUAUUGGUACCGGACUGCCUCAUAGGGCUGACCGACCGUGUCAAGAACAACGUACUCAGUCUCAAUCUAGACGCUGACUGCGUUCUAGUUGAGUCUGCAAGAACGGAGAGUGUUCCUCACGUUCUUGCGAAGGUUACCGACUGCAUGCCGGUGGACGCUACACCAGUUAGAACGGGGGUGGGACGUACGUACGUCGAUGAAAUGGCAUCGGAGGCAGGAUCGGACGAGUCGGAGGAUGCGAUGGAGGAUGAGACGCAGACGCAGACCGAGGACGAGGACGAGACGCAGACGCAGACCGAGGACGACGACGGUAUGCAGACUCUGGCAGGACAGGAGAAUGAGCACACCGUAUCUUCUCCCCUUACCCCUCUCCAGGACCCGUCGUCUCCUCUGUCGCCUCUCUCCCCCGGCUCAAUGCCCUCUUCGACUCCCCCUCGUCUUCCUCCGCCUCUGGCGCCUCUGCCCCUGCAACCCGCCCAGGAAAUCUCAUCCAUGGUUUUCAUGGUGGUCUCCACGAAGGAGAAGGCCGUCAAGGAGCCACCGCCCGACGUGGACAUCAGCAAGAAGGAAUGGGUGGAGUUACCUUGCCCGGACGACAAAUGCCUCACCGGGGGACAUGCCUACGGUGGCAAGAUUUACGUAGGGGAGAUACGGGCUUACAUGUGGGUGUUCCAAGGAGCCGAGGACCACGCCUACCUCGCAGAGCACUGGAAAGACGACCUUGAAGCCUGGGUGAGGAGCGGCAAGGCUCUGCUACUGCACCGGAAGUACGCAACUCCUGCGCAGAAGGCAGCCCUGCUGCUGUGGGAAGCACGGUGGCGGGAGUGCAUGCUAACGGUGCGCGAAAAGGUUCUCCACGCCCUCAUCAUAGCGAAGUCCGUCCAGUCCUCGCCGGAGGAACUCGAGGAGUUCCAGAAGCUGUUCAAUCCGGAGCCCGACAUGACACUGCCACGCAUCAAGAGCCCGGUGGGAGCGGUGCGAAAGCUUGUCAACACCGGCAGCUGGCGCUUGGCAGAGGAAAGGUAUGAGAAGCAGAACCAGGCCACCACUUCGUACCAUUUUGACGGCAUCAUCGGCUCUGUGAAGGAGGCCUUCGUAGUCGGGGCCAACCUCAAGCGGGCCCUCGACGAAGGCAAUUUGGAAGCAGCCCAACGGGCUCUCAAACGGCGUCACCUCGACCACGCUAUCGUUGCGAAGAAGAGCUCCUUGAGCGACUCGGAGUACUUAGCGGACGGCUCGAGCGACCCGAUAGCCAGCGACCCCCUCCACGAUCCUACGUUCCGUCCUGAGGCAGACGACGGCUCGUACUCGCAGGACAGCAACUACGGCGACUCGGAGUCGUCGCAGCGGGGCGACUCAUCGCAGAGUACCAGCUCGUCGCAGGACGCCUCCGACUCGUCGCGGGAAGAAUCCGACUCGCAGGAUGAAUCCGACUCGUCACAGGGCUCGUCCUUGUAG